AUGUCUCACUUUGCAACACCUUUUAUAGUUGUAAAUCUAGGUUGUGAAAUGAUAUAUGUUAUUGACCAGAGGUUGAAAACGCAGAAUAUUCCCUUGGACAAGUCUGAAAGAGUUCUUACAGAUAUAGUUACUGUGUUACUACAUCCCAAGCUCUUGGAUGAGUUAUUUAUACCUCAACCAGUUGCGACCCAUGCUGUUAUAAAACAACUACUGCAAGACAUAUCUGCUACAUCUAUAAUGAAACUCGAUGACUAUUCUAUGGGCAAAUUGUGGGAUCUCAUGACAAUGUUAUUGAAGUGGCAGCUGUCGGUCGCAAGAAAUCAGAAUGUUUUUGACAUAAGCCGACGACAUUUACGUUGUGUAGCUACAAUAAUGCCUAAAUAUUUUUCAACUUCACUUUUCGAAAAUGUAUUGAAAAAAUUUGAAUUACUAGCACGAAAUUUUACUAAUGAAGAUCACAAUUGCUUAUGUAACACUCUAAUAAUUUGGUUUUCCGAAUAUCACACAAAAAUAUCAGUUCUUCUAAGACUGGGUCUACAAAACAAAGAUGGCACAUUUUGUUUACCACGGACGAUUAAUCCGAAAUUACUAAAAAAUUUGGGAGAAAAUAUUUACACAUACGAUACAAACAAAAAAAUUGAUAGCGAUUACAAAAAUUACUGUCUUGAAACCAAUGAAAUAAAUUAUCUUUUAGCAUCAAUUGAAAAAGUAUCAUCUAAAUCCAAUCAAAUUGAAUUACAGUUGCCUAUCAAUUUUGGAAACGAAAAUGUUAAAAAUAAAGUAUUAAAGAUUAAUAAAGAUAUUGAAUAUAAAAGUAUUCCAGCAUUACUAAAAAAUACCAACAAAAACAACGAUCUUACUUUUGUAGCAAACUUACCUAAAUCUCCUCAAGAAGAUCUUUUAGAAAUGUUAAAGCAAUCUUCAGAAUUC
This is a messenger RNA of Brenthis ino (lesser marbled fritillary), 930 nucleotides long. NCBI's taxonomy places the organism in Eukaryota, Metazoa, Arthropoda, Insecta, Lepidoptera, Nymphalidae. The record is from the annotation of a GenBank genome assembly.